UGUUUGGUAACAUGGAUUUGAUUUCAAAUCCAAGAUUUGUGCAAAUCUCUUGUUUGGCAAAUUUUAAAAAUUCAGGAUUUGGAUUUGUUCAAUUCCAUCCAAACUUAAACACAAGUCAAAAUAGAAUAAUUUGAAAUGCCAUUCCAAAACAUGUCAUUUGAAAUAAAAAACUAAACGCACACUCCAGCUCCUCCUUCCCGAUCCACUCUGCUGCUCGCUCCUCUUCUCCCCUGCUUUCACGCUGCUACUCGCUCCGGCCAUCCUUCCGUCUCCGAAGAAACAACAUAUAUGCAAGAGGUUGAAGAAGAGCUAGAAGCUAUGGAAGCAAUUGAUGUGGAAGAUAAAGAAGAGGAUUUCAUCUCAACUGCUCGAUCUACCAAUGAGUGGACUGAAUUUAGAGAUCAACUUGCCAAAACAAUGUUUGAAGAAUAUCUAGUAGGAGGGACUGGAGUUCUAUGACUUUUAUACAUUUUUUCUAUGUGGUUCUGUGGGUUGUCAUGUUAAAGUGCAGCACGAUUUUCGCUUGCAUUUAUAAUGGAUUCAUUUGAUUGAGAAAUGCCAGCAUUCUUUUUAUUUAUUUACAUACAUACAGCUCAUAAUCUAAAGUGUGAGGGUCUGGUGUACUUGAUCCUAAACACUUGAAUCAGAAUGUUACUGGCCUCUUCUGCUGGGAAGUCAUCAUCUGAUUCAGAAUACUAUUACUUGUCGAAUCUCGAUCAGAAUAUUGCUUCAAUAAUUCAGACAGUGUAUUGUUUUAAGCCUGAUGGUGACAAGAAGAGCACAGAAGGUGUUGGACUUGUUAUAAGAGAAUCUGAGAUGGUUUACAAAGCAUUCAACUUCGAUCAAGAGAAGCUAAUGAGGUUAAAGAAGUUGAUCAUGGAAGACGGGACCAUCAAGAACUGCUCCACAUUUGUGGCCCUCACGGCCUUGGUGUGGCGGGCAAGAACUGAAGCUCUUCAGAUGAAACCAGACCAACAACUCAAGCUAUUAUUUGCUGUUGACGGAAGAUCAAGAUUGGUGAAUCCUCCCUUGCCGAAGGGCUAUUUUGGGAACGGGAUUGUGCUAGCGUGUAGUGUGAGUAAUGCCGGAGAUUUGGUGAACAAGCCAUUGUGCUAGCGUGUAGUGUGAGUAACGCCGGAUUGUGCUAGCAUUUCAGAUAUAAUUUCAGGUUUCUGCAGUAUAGUUAUCAGUGCUUGAUUAGCAUUUUUGUGUUAAGGUUGAGAUUCUUGAAUUUGGUAUUUUUGUUUGAUUAAUUAUACAUGUCUCUGUGAAGUUUUUGUAUUUUUGUUUGAAUUUUAUCUUAGACUUUAUUUGUAAUUUUGAAUGAGAUUAAAUAUCUAUCUUCAUGUAUCGCCAACUUCAAAAUAUUAUUUAGAUAAAUAUUCAAGUA
This is a messenger RNA of Daucus carota subsp. sativus, 1390 nucleotides long. Its product is annotated as omega-hydroxypalmitate O-feruloyl transferase. The record is from RefSeq and is a predicted model, not a curated record. Bases 649 to 1116 code for a protein of 155 amino acids. Gene Ontology annotation, molecular function: acyltransferase activity, transferring groups other than amino-acyl groups. The transcript has 3 exons. Lineage: Eukaryota; Viridiplantae; Streptophyta; Magnoliopsida; Apiales; Apiaceae.